AUGGGAUCAGUCGGCGAAGCCGCGCCCAGUGCAAAGGCAAUAAUUCCCAUCAUUGACUUCUCGAGAUGGAUGCAACCCACGACCGCCGAGGAUCGACUCGCAGUUGCCAAAGAUCUGAUAGCAGCUUGUCAAUCUGUGGGCUUCGUCUAUAUCACCAACCACGGGCUAUCACAGGAUCUUCUCGAUGAAGCAUUCGCCAUGUCUCAAAGGCUAUUUGACUUACCUCUCUCCGAGAAAAUGAAGGCACCGCAUCCGGACGGACCUGAAGUCCAUCGUGGUUACUCUUUUCCUGGCCUUGAAAAAGUCUCCCAGUACUCCGGUGGCGACGAAGCAGAAGGGGAAAGGCUGCGUGCAGUCGUGGAUGUCAAGGAAUCGUAUGAAGUUGGUUCCGAAGACAACAAGCUUCAGCCGAACGUUUGGCUUCCAGAAUCCAGCUUGACGGAUUUCAAGAGGUGCACGACGUCCUUCUACUGGGCAUGCAAUUCUGCUGCGCAGGAGGUAUUGCGAUGCAUCGCCACUGGCCUGGGCCUGCCCGAUGAAGAAUUCUUCGUCAAACACUGCUCGGGACACAACAACCAACUGAGGCUCCUGCACUACCCUCCAGUCCCAGCUUCAGAUAUCGAAUCGGGCAAAGCGUCUAGAAUCUCCAGUCACAGCGAUUGGGGCAUAAUAACUCUUCUGUUUCAAGAUGACUGCGGCGGCCUGGAAGUCGAGCACCCUCUCAAGCCCGGAGAAUACAUCCGUGCAACGCCACUCAAGAAUGCUUGCGUGAUGAAUGUAGGAGAUCUGUUGAUGAGGUGGACGAACGAUAUGCUCGAGUCAACGCUGCACAGAGUGACACUGCCGCCUUUGGCUGACCGUUACUCUGUCACAGACAACGAGCAAAGGAUGACAAGGGCUCGGUACUCGAUACCAUACUUCGUGAGCGCGGAUCCAGAGGCGGUGAUAGAGUGCCUGCCGGAAUGCUCUUCGCCAGCAAGGCCAGCAAAGUAUGUGCCUGUGACGCAGGCUGAGUACGGGAGGAUGCGAGCAAAGGUGCAGUACCGUAGUAAACCUGCGACUUAA
Messenger RNA from Cercospora beticola, 1065 nucleotides. Its product is annotated as isopenicillin N synthase family dioxygenase. NCBI's taxonomy places the organism in Eukaryota, Fungi, Ascomycota, Dothideomycetes, Mycosphaerellales, Mycosphaerellaceae. Gene Ontology annotation, molecular function: 2-oxoglutarate-dependent dioxygenase activity. The record is from RefSeq and is a predicted model, not a curated record.